CGCUUGGUCCUACAUAUUCCUUCCUGAAGAGGCCUGGUGUGAUCUCACCAUCCACCUGCCCGCUGCCGUUCUGCUCAAGGAGAUUCACAUACAGCCGCACCUGGCAUCCCUCGCUACAUGCCCAUCCUCAGUGUCUGUGGAGAUCAGCGCAGACGGUGUAAACAUGCUUCCCCUGUCGACCCCAGUCAUCACUAGUGGUCUCACGUACAUUAAAUUCCAGCUGGUAAAGGCAGAGGUGGCGUCUGCCGUGUGUUUGAGGUUGCACCGGCCGCGGGACGCCAGCACACUGGGCCUCUCACAGAUUAAGCUACUGGGUCUGACUGCUUUCGGAAACACUUCCUCUGCCACUGUAAACAAUCCUUUCCUGCCCUCUGAGGACCAGGUCUCCAAAACCAGUAUUGGCUGGUUACGGUUGCUGCAUCAUUGCUUGACUCACGUUUCUGAUCUGGAGGCCAUGAUGGCCAGUGCUGCCGCUCCCACAGCAAACCUCCUGCAGACCUGCGCUGCCCUCCUCAUGUCCCCGUACUGCGGCAUGCACUCGCCCAACAUUGAGGCGGUGCUCGUGAAAAUCGGCCUGCAGUCCACACGCAUAGGCCUCAAACUCAUUGACAUUUUGCUGCGUAACUGUGCUGCUUCUGGCACUGAUUUGGCCAAUCUGAACAGUCCGCUGCUCUUUGGGAGGUUAAAUGGCCUCUCAUCAGACUCAACUAUAGACAUUCUCUACCAGCUGGGCACCACUCAGGACCCCGGUACCAAAGACAGGAUCCAGGCUCUGCUACAGUGGGUGUACGACUCGUCCCGGGUUGCUGCCCUGAAGCAGA
Sinocyclocheilus rhinocerous is the source of this 821-nucleotide messenger RNA. Its product is annotated as baculoviral IAP repeat-containing protein 6-like. The record is from RefSeq and is a predicted model, not a curated record. Lineage: Eukaryota; Metazoa; Chordata; Actinopteri; Cypriniformes; Cyprinidae. The annotation marks the transcript as partial. The transcript has 5 exons.